AUGAACCUCAAAUUGAAAAGUGAAGCUUUUAUAAAGUUNGUAGGUAUUUCGGAUUCGGAUGUAUCUUUAAAUAAUGAUGGGAACGAUGUACAAAUAUGUAGUGCUACCCAAAAUGAGUCAUAUUCACAGAUAAAUAUUGAAGAAGAUACUUCUCAAUUAUGUUGUUAUCCAUCAGAUUUCCCAAAUGAUCCAGCCAUUUUACCUACAACUGUAUCAUAUGAGUUGAAAAAUCAUUUUUUUUCAUUGGGCCCUUGUCAACCAUCCGCCUUAGAAUUAAAGAACAAGAUAUUUCCACAAAAGAAAGACUCUCAAGGUGUUAUGCGUUCAUUUCAUGAAACUUAUUAUCACCGUAAGAUUGAAGAUGGAAAAUUUGUAAAACGGUUAUGGUUAUCCUACUCCCCUUCACAAGACCGUUUUUAUUGCAUCACUUGUAAGCUAUUUGGUCUGCCUAAGGCAAAGAAAACGUUUUUAGCAGAUAAAGGGUCUAAUGAUUAUAAAAAUAUUAAGCGAACAAUAGAAAACCAUGAAAGCUUCCCAGAACAUCUAACAAGUGAAAUGGCUCGAGUAAUGUAUGAAAAGAACGUAAGGAUUGACACAGGAAUGCAUGAACGUGUCAAUCGAAAAGUUGCAGAAAAUAGGCAAAUUGUAUCAAUAGUUAUAGAUGCUCUUAUUUUUUCUGCAAGACAAAAUAUUGCACUCAGGGGGCACAACGAGAAACAUACAUCAACCAACAGAGGUAAUUUUCUAGAAUUAUGCUCAUUUAUAUCAACAUAUAAUCCAAUAUUAAAGUUACAUUUAGAAAAAUUAAAAGAAAACAAGAUUAACCGUCUUUCAUUUUUAUCCAAUGUGACUCAAAAUAAACUUCUUUGUAUAUUGGCGGAUAUGGUUCGAAAGGAUAUUUUAAAACAAGUGAAUAAGUCAGGGCAAUUUGCUGUAAUAAUUGACACAACUACAGAUGUUUCUAAUCAAGAACAAUUUACUGUCAUUUUAAGAUACAUAGAUGAAGGAAAACCUCAAGAGCGUUUGGUAGCACUAGAAACUGCUUCUGAUUCUACUGGUCUAGGUAUGUUUAAAGUGUUUUGUAGCAUUACAGACAAAUACAAUAUCAACUGGAAAACACAGAUGAUUGCUCAAACAUAUGAUGGUGCUGCCUCUAUGCAAGGCAAAUACAGUGGAUUGAAAACACGUAUACAAGCGGAGAAUCCAAAAGCAAUGUUUACUUGGUGUUUUGCCCACAAACUAAAUUUAGUUAUAGUUGAUACUUGUGAUUGCUGCAUUAAUACCAAAACUUUUUUCGGUAAUGUUGGCGCUUUAAUUGAAUUUAUGAGAGCUAGAAAACGGACGGCUGCCUUUGUAGAAUCUCAAGAAAUAUUAAAUCCGAGAGAACAAAAGCGUCGCAUCAAACGUUUUUCCAUUACUAGAUGGACAUCCCAUGAUCGAGCUUUGGUUGUCAUUCAAGAAAAGUACUCUGCUCUGCUGAAAGCAUUGGAAAAUAUUUCAAAAGCAAAUGAUUCAGAUCGUUAUACAACUUCAACAGCCAAAAACUUCAUUUCGGUUAUAACAUCAUUCCAAUUUAUCUUAGUUUUGGUUCUGAUGAGAAGAAUAUUUUCGGUUUCCACUGAAGUUUCAAACUAUUUGCAAUCAAAAUCUAUUGAUUUCAUGCAAGCUAUCAAAAUGGUGAAUAUUGCUAAGAAUAGAUUGAAAAUUUUGCGUACUGAUGAAGGAUGUACUGAAAUAAUUAAUACUGCUAAAGAAUUUGCUACUAAAAACAGUCUUUCCCAAUGUGACUUCAAAAUGGUAAGAGCAAGAAAGAAGAAAAUAAUGCCUGGUGAACUAUCCAGAGAUGAAGUGCUACAAUCUCCUACUGAUUUAUUUCGCUGUGACGUUUGUUUUAAAGUUUUAGAUGCUAUUAUUACAUCAAUUGACACAAGAUUUAAUGAUUCUCAAGAAAUUCUUAAAGAUUUAAGCCUGCUUACUCCGGAACGUAUGUUAUCCAUUAAAACUAAAAGUGAAUUGCCCAGUAGCGCGUUUGAACAAUUAUCGAAUUGGAUAGACAUUGAUACUAAUAAAUUACAAUCUGAAUAUUUAACAUUUAGCAACAGCUUAAAUGAUCUUUUUAAUGACAAUUAUUCAACAACAACAAGUAUAUACAAUGACAAAAAUAAUGACAGGACUGAUCAACCAGAUUUUAGUUCAUAAAUAAGUGAUGAUUCUGAAAUUGAAGAAGUCAGUACAACAAAAAUGUCUAGCUUAGACAUUUUGGGUUUAUUAUCAAGUCACAACUUAAUAGCAGCCUUUCCAAAUUUGUACUUGGCAUAUAAAGCGUUGUGCAUCAUACCUGCAUCAUCCGCAUCUGCUGAACGCAGCUUUUCUAAGGUAAAACUAGUUAAAUCUAGGCUUAGAUCAACCAUUGGGCAGAAUCGGUUGGAAAGUUUACUUAUAUUAAGCUGUGAAAGAGAUAUUGAAAUUGAUCGUAAUGAAGCAAUUGACAUAUUUGCAAAGUCCUCCGAUCUCUUGAUGCAGAAUUUAUUGUUUAAAUAAAAUAUUAAGUGAUAUUUUAAUUAUUGUAAUUUGUGCUACUUAACCCUAUUAAACACCAAAGUGAUCUUUUAAAAAAUAUUAUCUCAUUUAAUGUUAUUUUGAUUAAUCUUAUAACAUGGUUUUGAAAUUGCCUGAUAGAGGCAAUUUCCCCACAAACCCAUAAAUGUAAUGUUUUUAUAGGCCAAUUUUUAAGAGAGAGAAUACAAACCUAGUGUUUAAUGUUCAAUAAUAGGUCAUGGGCUCUUAGGUGGGUGGGUGGGUG
Messenger RNA from Myzus persicae (green peach aphid), 2803 nucleotides. RefSeq names its product zinc finger MYM-type protein 1-like. The coding region runs from base 1 to 2199 and encodes 732 amino acids. The transcript is spliced from 4 exons. The record is from RefSeq and is a predicted model, not a curated record. NCBI's taxonomy places the organism in Eukaryota, Metazoa, Arthropoda, Insecta, Hemiptera, Aphididae.